Trematomus bernacchii (emerald rockcod) is the source of this 1043-nucleotide messenger RNA. RefSeq lists its product as uncharacterized. Bases 28 to 948 code for a protein of 306 amino acids. The transcript has 5 exons. The record is from RefSeq and is a predicted model, not a curated record. NCBI's taxonomy places the organism in Eukaryota, Metazoa, Chordata, Actinopteri, Perciformes, Nototheniidae.
CAGUCACCCUGUGAUAGGCCAGCACUUAUGGGCAUGGCCCCUGAGCGGGAACACUUAGAGGGGCUGGGCCUCUCUCAAGAUGUUGUACGAACCAUUCAGGGAGCCAGGGCCGCGUCUACCAGAGCGUCCUACACAGCCAAGUGGACAGCGUUCCAGCGUUGGUGUUUAGGAAAAAGCCUGGACCCCAUUACGUGCCCCCUGCCUCACGUGCUGUCAUUCCUCCAGCUGUUGUUGGACAGGCUUUCAACACAAUCAAGGUCGGAGGAAGAAGCCACCUCUCAUCUCCUCUGUCCUGUGCGCGCGCUGUCCUGCUACACUAUUUAUGCAGAGUGUCACAGGAUAACAAACCUCAACCUGAAGAACCACUUCUAUGCGGAGUUGGAUAGACAUGCCCCCCGUCUUCAGAGCCUGUUCAGGAAGAAGGCGGCAAGCAAAGGGAAGGUAGCUGAAGUUCUGAAUCAGCUAUUCGUCUCCUAUGACCUCCAGGAGCAAGGUGACGUCCAUGUCCGACGUGCUGCUGUCCUCCGUGCUCUGCCUGCAUAUCUGCAUGAAGAUGACUCCACGUUUCUGAGGCUGUGGCAUGUGGAGCAGUCUGAUGAUCCAGACAUAGAGGACAUCGCGGUCGGACUUCUCAUGAUCAGUGCCAGGUCAACAGAUACCACGCUCUUCUGCCCAGAGAGGAUCGCUGUUGUCAUUGAGGGUAACAGAGUUAUUAAACUCCCCACACUGGCUGAUGCAUUCAUCCUGCUUUUUGCACUGCCUCUGAGCUAUCCAAAAGACUCGGAGCUGAUGAGGACGCUGAUGAGGACCUGCCCGUAUUCGUUACCAACAUUGGUAACCCAUGCGGCCGUGUCGAAAGCGAUACCGGCGAGCUUCUUCGUCACCUGGACACACACACAGAGAGAGAGAGAUUUCAAAUGUGAGUGCAUAAACACACGGCGGCUGUAAAAAAAAAUUGAAAUUGUGACAAACUAUACUGACCUUCUUGGUGGAAUCCAUCUUAAGGAUGGAUCCGAAGGUGGACUUGAUCCUGGCCUUGUACU